This is a messenger RNA of Oreochromis niloticus (Nile tilapia), 1445 nucleotides long. It is a transcript of the gene endog, whose product is annotated as endonuclease G. Lineage: Eukaryota; Metazoa; Chordata; Actinopteri; Cichliformes; Cichlidae. The transcript has 6 exons. The coding region runs from base 451 to 1242 and encodes 263 amino acids. Gene Ontology annotation, cellular component: nucleus; mitochondrial inner membrane. The record is from RefSeq and is a predicted model, not a curated record. Gene Ontology annotation, biological process: apoptotic DNA fragmentation. Gene Ontology annotation, molecular function: nucleic acid binding; RNA endonuclease activity; single-stranded DNA endonuclease activity.
ACAUGUACUCUGUUACUCCCCAACACUGACUGUGGGACACAAUGAAAUUGAAAUUGAGGGUGUGUCAACAAAAAGGUGUGUAAUAAAUAAUAUUUGAAAUGUAUUUGAUUUAUCUUUAAAUAAUGGCAAACCAUCACAUAAUUUAUGACUUUGUUGUACAUAUUUGGCACAUUUUAGAAAAAAUCAGGGUAAGUGAAAUAUGUGGACACGAAAUGUUGCUGCAGACACACACACAGACAGGUAGACGCGCGUGGGCCCUGUUACGCCACACUCACCGCAGUUAUUGCUUAUUAAAUACAUUCCUGUGACGUCAUCACUGCGCGUCACCAGCAGCUGAUCCGGGAGCAUGUGGCGGACCGGGGCGACCUUGGUGUUAGGAGCGGGACUCGGAGCGGCGGCGAGCCGUCUGUUGAGCGCCGGAGGCCGGCGUGAGGAGGGGGAGCCGGCCUGAUGAGCCGGGUCCCGGUCAUCCCGGUACCGGAAGUCCCGACGGUGCAGGCAUCAGAGCUGCAGGUGAGCCCCGGUAGCUCAGGAGCUGUGAUGAAGUAUGGCUUCCCCUCACUGGGCAACAUCAAGACCAGAGAAUCCUAUGUCACCUCCUACGAUGCUCGCACGCGCACUGCAUCCUGGGUAAUAGAGCGGCUAAACCCCGCCUCCCUGAGCGGCCUGUCAGACAGGAAGUACUGCGAGUUCAAAGAGGAUGACAGCGUUCAUGUUUUCCACCGAGCGACCAAUGCCGACUACAAGGGGAGCGGGUUCGACAGGGGUCACCUGGCCGCGGCAGCCAACCACAAGUGGAGCCAGAAAGCCAUGGACGACACGUUCUACCUGAGCAACGUGGCUCCACAGAACCCUCACCUGAAUCAGAACACCUGGAACAACCUGGAGAAACUCUGCCGCUCCCUCACCAAACGCUACCUCAACGUCUACGUCUGCACUGGCCCACUCUACCUGCCCAGGCAAGAGGCUGAUGGGAAACUCUACGUUCGAUAUCAAGUGAUAGGACGAAACCACAUCGCCGUGCCGACACACUUCUUUAAGGUGCUGAUCCUGGAGCAGGCAGACGGCAAGGGGGUGGAGCUCCGUUCAUACGUGUUACCAAACGAACCUAUCAGCGAGCAGGUUCCUCUGGAGCGUUUCCUGGUUCCCAUAGAAACCAUUGAGCGUGCGUCAGGACUCCUGUUUGUGCCGAACAUCAUGAAGAGGACCGGCGGCGGCGUACGGGCCAUUGCUGACAGAUGAGCUGCAUUACCCACAAUCCUCUGCUUCAGACUUCCUCUAAUCACAGAUGAAUAAUGUUCGAACGUGUUUAUGAACUUAAUUAUUUAUGAACUAUCGGUGUGAGCAAUGCUUCUGAUAGAACAAACGCACAACGUACCAAAACAAAUUUAUUCAAUGUUACAAAGCAUCGGCACCUGCAAAAUAAAAAAGUCUUUUUUAACCCA